Molecule: messenger RNA, 1643 nt
Organism: Centropristis striata (black sea bass)
Lineage: Eukaryota; Metazoa; Chordata; Actinopteri; Perciformes; Serranidae
Product: kelch repeat and BTB domain-containing protein 13
Exons: 1
Coding region: 1-1518 (505 amino acids)
Molecular function (GO): protein binding
Source: RefSeq, a predicted model, not a curated record
AUGGAAGUGCCCGGAGGCCUGGGAGUAGAGCGGGACAUUCAUGCAGAGAAUGCAACCCUUGAUCCGGAGGACAGAGAGCACCAGGCGGGCUGGGUGAGAGUGAGGGUGGAGGAGAGCUGGUUCACUGUGGAGCGAGCCUUGCUUGCGGAGAACAGCAACUACUUCAGUGCCCUCUUUCACAGUGGGAUGGCAGAAAGUCAAAAAGACGAGCUCUACCUGAAGGGAGGAGUGUGUGCGAGGGGUUUCCUCAUCGCCCUUGCUGUCUGCAGGGGAGAAACCCCUACUAUCAGUGACCCAGAAGAGCUUGUAGAUGCUGUAGAAUGUGCUGCUUUCCUGCAGGUUGCAUGCUUAGUGCAGCAUCUUUGUGACAUUAUUGACUCAGACAACUGCCUCUUGCUUUACCAUGCAGCCUCCAUCUUUGGGGUGCAUGCACUCUUUCACAAUGCGGCUCUUUUCCUUUGCGAUGCUUUUGAUUAUUUGAAGGACGCAGCAGAGACUAUGAUUGCUGAAGACCUUCUGCAAUAUUCUCAGUCACUGUCUCCUGCUACCUACAUUGCUAUCGGCACACACACUCCUUCAAUGGAACUGCUCCAGGACUCAUUUAGAGUUGUUUGCUACCUUGAUGAAAAAGAGGGAGAUUGGAAGCAUCUGACAAACCUCCCGACUCUCUGUAGCACCUCCAUGGCUGGAGUGGCAGUGCUUGACAAUCGAUUGUACAUUGUGGGGGGAGUUUACGGAUACGGGAAGGACACAGUGGACAGCAGCUACUGCUACAACCCCGAGUCAGGGGUUUGGACUACUCUUCCAGGUCCCCAGCAGCUAAGAUAUGACUUCACCCUGCUGGGGCACGAGGGCCGACUCUACGCCAUUGGUGGCGAAUUCCAAAAACGGACGAUUUCCACAGCAGAGACUUACGACAUUGAGAAAGGAGAGUGGAAGUUUAUAAAACAUGCACCAAGACCUGUGGCGUCUGCAGCUUGUGCUGUUGCAAGACGUCGGAUGUUUGUUUGCUUCUGGAAACCACCGGACACCACGGAUAUAUACGAAUACAUACCAGUGAAAGACGAGUGGAAACUUGAAACCACCAUGAUAAAGUCUCAAAGCUAUGGCCACUGUAUGGUAGCCCACAGAGACAAUUUGUAUGUGAUGCGCAAUGGGCCUUCUGCCGACUUCCUGCGCUGUCUAAUGGACUGCUACAACAUCACAACAGGCCAGUGGACAGCCAUGCCCGGACAAUACAUCAACAGCAAGGGGGCGCUGUUCUCUGCAAUGAUAAGGGGGGACUCAGUGUUCACAGUGAAGCACAUGCUAACUCUUGAAUACAGCAUCAGUGGAGAUGGAUGGAAGCCCCGCAGGCAGAUGAAGGGGUUUCCAAAGAGUGGCUCACUUUGGACGUGUUUACUCAGGCUUCCCAAGACGGGACCAGUUAUACCACAGCUGGAUGAAGAAGCAGGGAAAGAAAAAAUGUCUUUGCCAGACCCAUCUGAGGGAAUUGUGGAAGCCUUACUGGAACUGUGAAAUUACUGCAAAACUGGAAAACAAUGUUUUGUUUGUUAGGAUUUCUUUUGGGCGAUCCAUUUCAAAAGUCUGAUCUGUUUUUUUCUGUCAGGGUAAUCUUUUAUCUCUAUAAACAGAUGAAAAAA